Alternaria rosae is the source of this 1462-nucleotide messenger RNA. RefSeq names its product Alpha/Beta hydrolase protein. The record is from RefSeq and is a predicted model, not a curated record. Lineage: Eukaryota; Fungi; Ascomycota; Dothideomycetes; Pleosporales; Pleosporaceae. The coding region runs from base 341 to 1303 and encodes 320 amino acids. The transcript has a single exon.
AUCGACUGUUUAAUCGCUGGCGCGUUUGCCGUGGAUGGCUAACUUUGUCUCACGUGCACUAGGCAGCAUUCAUUAAUGCUUACUCAGGAGACCACGAGCGAGGUAAGACUGUGAGACAACCAGCCAUCUUCAUUGGUGCAUCAUACAACGGCGUUCCGUUCACCGUAUGUGAUAUGGAUUCCGUAUCUCGCCAUGUCAGCGAGAUGCCGGGAACUUUGCGUCGCUGAAGGCUAUAUGGACCACGAGCUUCACAACCUCUCUUUUUAUCAUCAUCACUGCUCACUGACCGGCAUUCUCAAACCGGUGCUAACAGCAGACACUACAACACGACUUUUGAACGAUGUUUACACUCUUCGGAGAUCGCGCCCCUUCAUCGCCUCCAGAUCCGGCCAAACUGCAACUCCGACCCAACGAAUGCCAAGUGCUCAGCCUCUCUGACGGGCGCACUCUUGGCUUUGCAACCUAUGGAUCUACAAACCCCUCGCACCCUGUCAUCUUCCUUUUUCAUGGUCUUCCAGGCUGCCGCUUGGUUGGGAGGAGCUGGGACAAGCUCUGCAGAGGCAUCGGCGCGCGUCUCAUCGCCAUUGAUCGUCCAGGCUGUGGAGAUUCGACUUUCGCAGAUCGCGGCCUUGCCGACUGGCCCACGGAUGUUGUAAGCCUAGCAGACCAUCUCAAAGUUGAGCGCUUCAGCGUGCUGGGUGCCAGCGGAGGCGGACCAUACGCGUUGGCUUGCGCACGCUUCAUUCCUAAUGAGCGACUUCGAGCGACGACUGUAGUGUGCGGUAUUGGUCCCAUCGAGGCACUCCUGGACACUGUACCCUAUCUAUCAUGGCGGCUCAUGGGUAUAACUCCAUGGCUGCUACGACAGGGGGCUCUUCAUGUCUUCCUGCCUUACAUCCUCAUCCGUCCCUACCUCACUAAAGACCCUGCUCGCCUCAAGCGUGUCCUCGAAGACCAAGCGAAGACCCCAGAGGAGAAAGAGCAGUUUCGCGAUGACAGCGGAGAGACAAACCUUGAUGACGUUGUCGCGUCAUUACUUGAGGCUUUCAAGCAAGGCUCUGGCGGAUGCAUGCAGGACGGCGCUGUGCUUACGAGAAACUGGGGCUUUAACUUGAAGGACAUAGACAGCGAGCGAGUUUGGCUGGUACAUGGCAGUCAAGAUGCGCAGGCGCCGUUGAAGGUUGCACAGUGGAUCAACGAGAAGAUGGGGGGCAGAAGACUGCGGACGCUCGAAGGCAAGACGCAUUUCACGAUAUGGAAGGAACACUCGGAGGAGAUAUUUCGACAAAGCGCUGAGGCGUAAGUAUACCAAUGCCAAGUGUUCGCAAGUUCCGCUGCAAGCGCUUUUUCCCAAGGCUUGGUACUGCAGGGCGUAAUGCGCAGCCAGCUCAUCUCCAUCUUCCGCUCCAUAUCCGAUUUCGUCACUCGGAGAUGCGGACUUUCAGUCGGCUUUGUCAGGACA